AAAAAAAAAAAAAAAAAAUUCUUUCUAACUAUGACGUCAUUUAACGAAUGGAUUGAUAAGAUAAAAAGAAAAGAUGGUGACAUAGAUUAUAUUGAAUAUAAUGAGUUUAGCAAUGUAAAAACGGUUGGGAAAGGAGCAUUUGGAAUUGUAGAAAGCGCAGAUUGGAAAAGUUAUGAAAUUAAAGCAGCAUUAAAGACUCUUAUAAGUAAUCCUACAAUUGAUGAUUAUGAUUUAAAUAACUUUAUUAAGGAGUUGGAGAGUUUAAAAAAAGUCAGUUUUCAUCCGAACGUAAUUGGAUUUUAUGGAAUUACAAAAGAGCCCUUAUCAAAUAAAUAUAUAAUGGUGUUAGAAUAUGCUAAUCAAGGAAAUUUAAGAGAAUAUUUAAAAAAUAAUUUUAAAUUUCUUAAAUGGAGUGAUAAAAUUCAGAUGGCCUUGGAUAUUGCACGUGGAUUGAAAUGUUUACAUUUCAAAAAUAUAAUUCAUAGAGAUUUGCAUGCGAAAAACAUAUUAGUUAAUAAUAAUAGACUAAUGAUUACAGACUUUGGAGCAUCUAAACAAUUAUCGGAAUCUACGUCUAAUUCAGCAAAUUCAACGGCUAAUGGAUUGGGAAUGCCUGAAUAUAAUGAACCACAACUUUUUAAGAUUAUUAAUUACAAAAAAGAUAAAAAGUCCGAUAUUUUUAGUUUGGGUGUUUUAUUAUGGGAAAUUUCAAGCGGACGUCCUCCUUUUCCUGGCUAUCCACGAAAUGUACUAGGUUCUCAUAUUAGUUAUCAUAAUCUUAGAGAAAACCCAAUUUAUGGUAAUCCCCAAGAAUAUCAACAACUUUAUCAGGAAUGUUGGGAUAGCGAACCAAAGUUAAGACCCGAUAUUGAAAAAGUAUAUGAAACUUUAAGUCAACUAAGUCAAAUUUCAUUAAGAGAAUCUUCACAUAAACCUAAUGGUUUCACAGAAGAAGCCUUAAAAAAUUGGAGUAAUAAUAUAAAGAGUAAUAAUAUAAGGAGUAGGAAUAAUAAUAAUAUUAGUAAAUUUGGAAAAAGUGGAAAUGCAAUUAUGGAUGAAUUUAUUCUUAAAAAAAAUUUAAAAUGGAUUCCUUUUAAAAAAUUUAAAAAUAUUAAACAUCUUUACGAAAGUGAAGUAAGUACUAGCUUCAAAGCUAUUUUGUUAAAUAAUAAUGGAGAUAAAGAAGUGAUGCUUAAAUGUCCUAGUAAUUUAAAUGAAAAUUUGUAUGAAUUUUUAGAUAAAUUGGAAUUUCAUGAAAAUUGCUUAAAUUCAAAUAAUAUUAUUAAUCUUUAUGGAUGUACAAAAGAUCCAGAUACUUUGAAAUACAUGGCAAUAAUGGAUUAUGCAAAUAAGGGUAAUUUACAUGGAAGCUUAACAAAAAUAAUUAAAUAUAAUUGGAAACAAAAAUUAUAUAUGUUGUACCAAAUUAUUUCUGGACUGAGUGAAAUACAUAAACAAAGUAUUAUUCAUUGUGAUCUUCAUGGUGCCAGUAUUUUAAUUCAUAAAGAUAAAGAAGAUGAAGAAGAUAAAGUUUAUAUUAGCGAUUUUGAAAUAUGUCAGCCUGUAAAACCUUUUUUGAAAAAAGAUAGUAUUUAUGGUGUUUUACCAUUUAUGGCACCUGAAGUUUUUAUGCACGAAUCUUAUACUCCAGCUAGUGACAUAUAUAGUUUUUCUAUCAUUAUGUGGGAAUUUACAUCCGGAGUUCGACCAUUUGAUGGUAGAGCAUAUGAUGCUGAACUUAUCUUAAGUAUUUGUAAAGGUGAACGUCCUAAAAUUAUUGAAAAUACUCCACAAUGCUAUAUAGAUUUAAUGGAAAAAUGUUGGAAUGAAGAUCCAUUAAAAAGGCCAUCUUCUAAAGAAGUUUUAAAUAUUAUUGAAGAAUGGAUUAUUCUUUCUUAUGGAAAAGAAAUAGAAAAUAUUAGUGAAGAGUUAAAGUGCAAUAUAAUGGAAUUUAUAAAUGCACCAAUUGAGAAUAACAAUCCUUGAAAAUGAAUGAAAUGCCAAUAAGUAAAAGUUUGAAUUAUUAAAAAAUGAAAUCAUUAUUCAUUAGAAAUUGAAGCAGAUGAAAUUUAUUAGAAAUGCAUAGUAUUCUUUUUUAAGUGAUAUUUGAUUUUAUGCAUUCAACAAAGAUUGC
This is a messenger RNA of Rhizophagus irregularis DAOM 181602=DAOM 197198, 2134 nucleotides long. The record is from RefSeq and is a predicted model, not a curated record. NCBI's taxonomy places the organism in Eukaryota, Fungi, Glomeromycota, Glomeromycetes, Glomerales, Glomeraceae.